ACGCACAACUAUAUGUAUUGAGCUCAGGCUUAACCUUUCUGUUCAGCCGUUACAGUUGCGUGAUUGAAAUAUACAUGGGCGCGUAAAAUAAAAGAAAGUGAAGACGACGGUCGACGAUGGCUUCAAUUAUGGGCACGUUCACCUUGGCCAUGGCUGUAGAAAACCAACCUCCAUGUCGACAGUCGAAUCCAUCACCUGGUCCUCUCUCCAACAGGCGCAUCGCGUUCACCACUCCGGUAAACUAUGCCAAGAGGCUAGCUCAUCUCCUGGAGCUCCGCGGUUCCACCCCUCUCUGGUACCCAACCGUUGUCGUCGAAUCCACUCCACAAUGCAAAGCCUCUAUUAGAUCCGUACAAACUUCGUUGGAAUUCUUCUCCGCCAUCGCCUUCACGUCGCGAACCGGAAUCUCGUCCUUCUCUGAAAUCCUCGAUGAUCUCGAAAGGGAAGCGCCUCCGUUGUCCCGAAUUGGCGAUCUGUUCACGAUCGCCGCCCUCGGCAAAGACGCCGAGCUUCUAACAGAGGCCUUCAUCGCCAAGCUAUGCGAAAGCCCAGGUCGAAUCAGGGUUCUGAUUCCUCCCGUUGCAACUCCAUCGAGCCUCGUCGAAUCGCUCGGUCCCGGAGCGGGGCGCAGAGUUCUCUGCCCAGUUCCACUCGUGACCGGAAUUGAGGAACCCCCGGUGAUCCCCAAUUUUCUUCGGGACCUCAGGUCCAACGACUGGGUUCCUGUCAGAGUUGCGGCAUACGAGACGAGGUGGGCGGGACCGAGAUGCUCUGAGGGGUUGGUGAGAAGCAAAGAGGGUUUAGAUGCAAUAGUGUUUACGAGCACGGGAGAGGUAGAGGGGAUGCUUAAGAGCUUAAGAGAGAUGGGGUUUGAGUGGGGAAUGGUGAGGGAGAGAUGGCCGGGGUUGAUUGUGGUUGCUCAUGGGCCGGUUACUGCUGCUGGGGCUGAGAGGUUGGGGGUUGCUGUUGAUGUUGUGGGGUUCAGUUUUGAUAGUUUCGAGGGUAUCGUUGAUGCUCUAGUGAUGAAGUGGGGAGCUCUGAAGAAAGCCGAUAAAGGAAUUUAGUACUUGACAGUGUGGCCCGUAGGUAACUAACGCGUUUCUGUGAUGGAGUCGUUGAAGCUGUGGCUAUUAAAUAAGGAGCUUUGGAGGUCUAUGGUUCAGUAUUUUGCUUUGUAGUUCUAUAAAAAAAAGGGAUAGUUGAAACGCUUGACUAAAGUUUGGAUUUUGGAGAAUUAAGAAAAGACAGAAUCGGGUGAUAUGUUGGUGUGGGUUCUGGACUUCUCGGUUUCAUAGUAUUGGUGGGUUCGUUGAAGCUAUUGGGCUGAAAUGGGGAGCUUUGGAUGGAAAGCAGAACCCGAUGGGGAAAGUGCAAACUAAAGUGAGAAGCAUGGUAUUACACCUGUUUGACAGUAUGACUACUCUGGAUCAAUCCCAAUGUCACCAUGAAUAUGUCGUAAAGAAAAAAUAUGGCUAAAGCCAUCUCGGAAACUGCAUCUCUAUGGAUCAAUCCCAAUGUUUGGCACUUUGACUAAGGUGAUGCUUGCUUGAAAGGGAGAAAGCUUGCCAGAUUAUCUCUUCCCUCUGUGUAACAGAGACAAUCUUCAAAUCAUUUGUCUGUUCUGUGUGAUUAUUCUUAAGGCAAUUCUUUUUCUUGUUGCUGCCCAACUUUGGUUAGGAAACUUCUUAGGUGGCUGGAAAAUACAAGGCAUGUCUAAGAAAGGGAGCAUGCUGGGCAGUGGUACCUCUAGCAGUCAUGUGGGCUCUAUGGCAGGAGAGGAAUGGUAGAAUAUCUGAUCAGAAGGCCAAUUCUGAGGAGGUGGUUAAUAACAUUUCAGUGGAUUUGAUCAAGAUCUCGAUUUCAAAUCUUAAAUCUUUUGCUGGAGAGAAUUUUUCAUCUUUUUUGAGAAUAGACUUUUGGGGGUCCUUAAAGGGUGUAUAUGGUGUACAGAAUCUCUUUGUAUAGAAGAGCAUGUAUACUUUUAUGAUAUAUGUUUACUUUUUCAAAAAAAAAAAAGGAAUUCUAAUUCACCUACUAGGAUCAAAUUAAGCUUCAUAAACCAAACAGGUCCUUUAUAACUUGCAGCUAACUUCUACUUGCUAAAUAUACCUAUUAAUAUUCUAUUUACCACAGAAACCUACUUCUGACCUAAAUUGGUAAAUCACUAUUUUUUAUAUGAACACAAGUGAUAGAUGGUUUACCUAAUAUGAACCCACUUUUCUCCUUGUCAAGUCCAUGUGUAUUUAAUGUCAUUAACAGUGUUGAAUUAUUUGAACUCUUGGUGAGAAUUGAAACCGUGGACUAUCAAAUGGAGCAAACUCUUGAUUGUAAAGGCAAAGUAUGUGUGACAGGGGCAUCAGGUUUCCUGGCCUCUUGGCUUGUUAAGCGACUACUCUUGUCAGGAUAUCAUGUGAAAGGAACGGUUAGAGAUCCAGGGAAUGACAAGAAAGUAGCACAUUUAUGGCAACUGAAAGGAGCAAAAGAGAAACUUCAAUUGGUGAAGGCAGAUCUAAUGGAGGAAGGCAGUUUUGAUGAUGCCAUCAUGGGAUGUGAUGGUGUCUUCCACACUGCUUCACCUGUGAUUGGACCUAUCUCCGACCCCAAGGCUGAAAUCUUAGAUCCAGCUAUAAAAGGCACCUUAAACGUCUUGAGGUCAUGCAAGAAGAAUCCAUUCCUCAGACGUGUGGUACUCACAUCAUCUUCUGCAGCUGUGAGAGUUCGAUAUGAUUUUGAUCCUAAGAUACCUUUGGAUGAGUCGUCGUGGAGCUCGGAGGAACUCUGUGAAAGGCUUCAGGUUUGGUAUCCAUUGUCAAAAAUUCUGGCUGAAAAGGCAGCAUGGGAAUUUGCCAAAGAAAAUAACGUCAACCUAAUUACUGUUCUCCCGUCUUUCGUCAUUGGGCCUAGCUUGCCAUUCGACUUGUGCUCUACUGCUUCUGACAUCCUUCAUUUACUUAAAGGUGACUCGGCAAAAUUCUCAUAUCACGGAAGGAUGGGUUAUGUUCAUAUCGACGAUGUAGCACUCUGCCACAUCCUUGUUUAUGAAAACAUCAGCGCUCAAGGAAGAUACCUCUGUAGCUCAAAGGUCUUGGAUAACAUUGAAUUAGCAUCCUUGCUAGCAAAGCGCUAUCCGUUGCUACCCAUUCCUAAGAGGUUUGAUUCAGUUUUUGGCGAUAGGCCAUACUAUGAAUUCAACACCUCAAAGUUGGAAAGCUUAGGUUUCAAGUUCAAAAGUAUUGAAGAAAUGUUUGACGACUGUGUAGCGUCACUCAGAGAGCAAGGCCAUCUCUAGGCUCUAGGCUCAAACUAGACCAAAAACGCCACUAACUGUUACUGUUGGAAUGGAAGUUGUGACAAUAAAAAUCCUUUCAUUGGACUUCUGUUUGUAUUUUAACCGGUAUUGUCAGUAUGCCAUAAUUGUCAUUUUGUUUCAAAAUCAUCUAUCUACACAGUUCGGAUCUCCUACCCACAGGACGUCGCAACCACAUUUGGAGAACAUUUCCUCUACUUGUAUGUAAUUAGAGGCUGAAUCGGCGCACUGGUCUCACAGCAUAUCGCAUUGGGAACAUCUUCUAUACUUGUAUUUAUCAUUCAUGGGGAGAUAUUCCUAAUACAUGGUGGGAUGUGAUUGUGAGGUCAGUUUGAAAAACAUUCUGUGAGGAUCAGAUCCUAAUUCAUGUAAUCAUGCAUGGGGAGAUGUUGUCAAUGCAUGGCCAUAGAGAUUCCAAUUGUUA
Molecule: messenger RNA, 3731 nt
Organism: Nelumbo nucifera (sacred lotus)
Lineage: Eukaryota; Viridiplantae; Streptophyta; Magnoliopsida; Proteales; Nelumbonaceae
Product: dihydroflavonol 4-reductase-like1
Molecular function (GO): oxidoreductase activity, acting on the CH-OH group of donors, NAD or NADP as acceptor
Source: RefSeq, a predicted model, not a curated record